Melanotaenia boesemani (Boeseman's rainbowfish) is the source of this 2046-nucleotide messenger RNA. RefSeq names its product NOP58 ribonucleoprotein homolog (yeast) (gene nop58). The coding region runs from base 123 to 1790 and encodes 555 amino acids. The transcript is spliced from 14 exons. NCBI's taxonomy places the organism in Eukaryota, Metazoa, Chordata, Actinopteri, Atheriniformes, Melanotaeniidae. The record is from RefSeq and is a predicted model, not a curated record. Gene Ontology annotation, molecular function: snoRNA binding. Gene Ontology annotation, cellular component: box C/D methylation guide snoRNP complex; small-subunit processome.
UCCUCUCACUCGCUCUCCCCCGCGUGCGAUCCUCAGGCAGCGGCGUGGUGAGAGGAGAACUAGAAGGCUCUCAACUGAGAGAGAGCGCCUAAAUAAAAUAUAACAACAAAGCUUGUUACAAAAUGCUUGUUUUAUUUGAGACCGCCGCUGGAUAUGCGAUAUUCAAAGUCCUCGAUGAGUCCAAACUGCAGCGAGUUGACAGCCUGUAUAAGGAGUUUGAAACUCCAGAAAAAGCCAACAAAAUUGUGAAGUUGAAACACUUUGAGAAGUUCCAGGACACAACAGAGGCCCUAGCAGCUGCCACUGCUCUUGUUGAGGGAAAAAUUGGCAAAAGUUUGAAGAAGGUCCUGAAGAAAGUCGUUGCUAAAGAAGCUCACGAACAGCUAGCCAUCAGUGAUGCAAAACUUGGUGGCGUUAUUAAAGACAAGCUGGACCUGAGUUGUGUCCACAGUCCGGCUGUAGCCGAACUUAUGAGAUGCAUCCGGAGCCAGAUGGAGAGCCUCAUCUCUGGACUCCCUCCCAGGGACUUGAGUGCCAUGUCUCUGGGUUUGGCUCACAGCUUAUCUCGUUAUAAGCUCAAGUUCAGUCCCGAUAAAGUGGACACGAUGAUCGUUCAGGCCAUUUCUCUUCUGGACGACCUGGACAAGGAGUUAAACAACUACAUUAUGCGCUGCAGAGAGUGGUACGGCUGGCACUUCCCAGAGCUGGGAAAAGUCGUCACAGACAAUUUGGCUUACUGUAAAACUGUCCGCAAAAUCGGUGAUCGGACCAACGUGUCCAGCACUGACCUGUCAGACAUCCUGCCAGAGGAAAUCGAAGCGGAGGUCAAGCUGGCGGCGGAGAUCUCCAUGGGAACAGAGGUGUCGGAGCAGGACAUUGGGAACAUCCGACACCUGUGUGAUCAGGUGGUUGAGAUUUCGGAGUACCGCGCUCAGCUCUACGACUACUUAAAGAACCGAAUGAUGGCAAUCGCUCCCAACCUGACGGUCAUGGUGGGCGAGCUGGUGGGCGCCCGUCUUAUCUCUCAUGCCGGUUCUCUGCUGAAUCUGGCCAAGCACCCGGCCUCCACGGUGCAGAUCCUCGGAGCAGAAAAGGCUCUGUUCAGAGCCCUGAAGACCCGCAAAGACACCCCCAAGUACGGCCUCAUUUACCACGCCUCGCUAGUGGGCCAGACGACAGCCAAGAACAAAGGCAAGAUCUCCAGGAUGCUGGCGGCGAAGGCAGCCCUGGCUAUUCGCUACGACGCUCUGGGAGAGGACACCAACGCCGAGAUGGGAGCCGAGAAUCGCGCCAAGCUUGAGGCCAGACUGCGACAGUUGGAGGAGAAAGGAAUCCGGAGAAUAAGCGGGACGGGGAAGGCGAUGGCGAAGGCAGACAAAUACCAGCACAAGAGUGAAGUGAGAGUUUAUGACCCCUCUGGAGAUUCUACCAUUCCCUCCACCUCAAAGAAGAGGAAGUUUGAGGAGGCGAUGCAGGAAGAGGAGGAAGAAGAGCCUGUAACACCGGCCCUUAAAGCCAAGAAACCCAAAAAAGAAGCAGCACCAGAAGAAGAAACGCUUGAAGAAGCAGCAGAGGAGGAGACUCCAAAGAAAAAGAAGAAAAAGAAGAAGGACAAGAAAGCAGAGGAGGAGGAAGAGGUGAAGGAGGAAGAAGAGGAGGUCACAGUGACUGAGGUCAGUCUUGGAAGAUUAUUCAAAGCACAUUUAAAAAGCAUUUCAUGUUUUAACUGCUUCGCUUUUUUACUUCCCAGACAUCAGAAAAGAAGAAGAAGAAGAAGAAAAAGAAGGUGAAAGAAGAAGAAGAAGAUGAGUGAAAAGAGCGGACUGUAUAUAUUUUACUUUGAGUUUUUUGUCACAUUUUUAUCUUUAAGAUGACAAGGCCCUACAGAGACUUCUUCGUGUUAUUCAUUCAAUCUCAUUUCAUGUGAACGGAGGAAAUCUGAAUAUUUUUUAUGUGUUAAUCCAUUUUAGUUUUACUGUUUUUAUUUUUCUGCAGAUGUCUGUCAGAAAAGGUCCACAGAUUAAAGAAUAAAACCAGAUUUCCUAA